AUGAAAGAGAUCACAACAUUGGAACUAGCCAAGAUUCUACAGUCAAAUGAUCCAGAAGUGUUUUUCACCAAUGCAGAUUAUGAAAACAUUCUUGAAUCCACUACUUCGCAGCUAAUACAACUAUUAAUAGCUGUCAAGGAAAAGAAAAUCCAGAACAGUGCAUUCAAGGAUCCGGAUGAAAUAUCAGCAGUAAGACUUUUAAACAGCGUCAUUGCAAAGAUAAAUACAAGAAGAGAGAACACCAUAAACUUUACACUUCCCGCAGCCAUCCAAAAUCUUUAUUUUUCCCAAAAGCUGUUUGUGCAAUGCCCACUGGCAUUCUCAUUUGGAGAUCAGGAGGAUUUAAAGAAGUAUGAAAGAGAUCUUGUGAAUAUAGUAGAGCAAUGGAUUAGCUAUUUAAAAUCAAUUUAUACAAAAUUAGGCCAUUUCAAUAGAAGCUUUCCAGAGGAGAAAGCUUUCUGGAUGGACCUAAGGUCAGAGUUAGAUUCAAUCCAUAAUUUUUCAGUAUCAGAAGAAUAUGAAUUUAUUAUUGAAAUGCUAAAAAGAAUAGGAAAGUUGUCAUUAAUGUAUACGUUAAUUAUGCUUAUAAAUGACCAAAAGAUUUAUAAGAUCUGUGAGGCUUUCCAUUCAGUGUAUAGUAAUUUCGAAUUUUCAUAUGUUUUGUUUCUGAAGCACAGUAACGAAUCGCCUAUUGUAUUAGAUGACAGGGACACGCAUCCAUCAAAUAAUGUGGCUGUAAAACAGGACCAUUUGCCUUUUGUCUCCAAUAUUUUGAUUAUCUUUAAAAUUCUAAGAAAUUUGAGGAAAAUGCCAAGAAUCAUAAGAAAGUCAAUCUCGAGCAAUCUAAAUGCAUUAAGAACAACGAUAGUUAAUGAGACUCUUGUCAACUUCCAUCCAACCUUCUACGAAAUUUAUGCUGAAUAUACAUCACUCGCCCUAUACUUUAAUUUGCAAAACGAUAAGGAUUCUGGAGAUUCGCGUAUUACAAUAGACCAUAUAAAGGAUUUUUCAAAGUACAUCAGUUCACUAAAUAGUAUUUACAAAGCAUCAGAGCUUUUCCAGUACAUUUCCGAUUCGGAAAACAGUUUACAAUUCCUAGAAUUGAUAAAAACCUUUGAGUUUGAAUUUAAAAAAGCACUGUUUGAAAAUGAAAUACAACAUAACGCAUCGCUUCCAGUCAAUUCAAGGUCUCCUCUCGACUCUGACUUUGUAACCAACUUGCUAAAAUCAAAAGGCAAUGAUUUCAUCAAUCAGAACACCAACAGUCUUUCCAAAUUAAGACAUCAUUUUAAGAACCAUAGGAUAUUGUUUGAAUUUAAGAUAUUUGAAAGCAUAGUUUCCAAGUACGUUGUAAAUAUACUGAAAACUGUUUUGAACUGUUCACUAGCCAACUCUUUAAAUGAUACAAUUUGUGAGCACAGUGGCCGCACCGUUAACAUUCCGGACAUAGUUGAUGUAAUAUUAACAGCGCUAACAUUAAAAAGUAUUCUGUGCAAUUGCUCCGAAGCAAAAGAGUUCUUUGAGUUGAAAGCUUCGAAAAUAAAGAAUAUAAUUGAAAUUUACGAAAGAUACAUUGCAAGCCUUCCAUCAGACCUUCUAGAAACCACCAUUAUUAAUACGGAGACUAAUGAUAAUAUUGGAACAGAAAAUAACGAUGAUAUUAAUAAGCUUGAAUUAAAUGAAAGUGUGGUUGGAAUAGUUGAUAUGGAGGAUCAAUUAACUAGAAUGUAUGAAACAAUCAUCUCAGAAGACAACAACCUUCCAUUAUUUGAUAUAAAACUGCUCGAAGAUGUUAGGUUUAUUAAACCAAGACUUGAAGGACUCAAAGGAUUUCUAAAUGAGUAUAAAAACGAAGUGAGACAGUGCGGUUCCAUAUUUUACAAUGAAGAGAUUGAGGAGUACUUUAAAGGUCAUGUUGGAUUAAAAUGGAGGUAUUACAGUGAGGAGACUCAGAACCAGGAAAGAUGUUUAUAUGAAAGAUUUAAAAAGAAGAAGAAACAGUUUUAUAUGAUGCUUGAAGAAUUAAAAAGUGAGUACAUUCCGAAGAUUAUGAAUGAGGAUUCUUCAAUUGGCAACGGAAGAUAUGAGCCAUGCGAUGUAAUGUGCUUGUUUGAUGGAUUUGAUAGAAACCAGGUUGAAGAGGCUUUGAUUAAGAAAAGGGAUGAGAUUUUAGAGAUAAUUUUAACUAUUGUAAAAGAAAAGAUGAGUAAGAGCAGACAUGUUCUGCAACUAGCUAUUUCAAAGGACGCUAUUCAGUUAUUAUCAAACGAUGUGGUUGUAUACGAUAUAAUCCAAGAGUAUAUUUUACGCUUUAGCGGCUUUGAAAAAUUACUUAAUAUUUCUGCUUGUAUAAAACAGCUAGAAACAGACGUACAGAAUGAACUCGAUAUAAUUAAACAGGCGAUCGAUGAAAUGGCAGAAAAUCACACAUUGUGCUGUAAAAAUGAAAAGAACGAAUCUUCAAAAACACAUUUACUUUCAAUUUUGGAAACUUUACAAAAGACAAGGAGAAAUGAGGAACUGCACAGACAGCUUUCUUUAUUCCAAUUCUUUGAGAUCAAUUUCAAGUUUGAUAGCUAUUCAUUUUCUGCUCAAAUCAAGUCGAUUUUCAGUCAACUUUGUUUUACUGUUAGUCAGUACAAAAUAGCUGUUCGGUCAUCUCUACUCUCACUAAUCCAGGAAUUUUCUUCAAACAAUACUAUACCUUUAUUUAUUGAUUCAUUUAUUUUGCAAUACGGACUUUUGAGGUGUUUUGAUGAAUUACAUUAUGUCUUAUCUUUAUUGCAUGAAAAUACUCCUGAAGAUGCUGCUAUUCAUGCAUUGCUAAAUAUUGGGUCUGAAAACACGAUAUUAUCUGUAUUUGAUAAUAGAUAUGCUCAGUCUUCAUUCACGGCUCAUAAAAACAUUCAAUCUGAAGUUAUUGAAAAUCUUCUUCUAAAUGUUGUUUUUGAUGAGGCUACUGGAAUAUUAGAUGAGGCUUCCAUAAGGUCGGUUAUACACAACGGUGUUACUUUCAAACUGAAGCAGACCCUAACUCAAGACGAAUUUGAACUGUUAAGCUCAAAAAAGCAUGAACUUGAAUCUAAGAUUAGUGAAAUAAGCAGCAUUUACCAUAACUUCCCAUGCGAUGAAGACACAUUUCUUCCCUAUCUUUCACAGUUUAGAAUCAAAUGUGAUGCAUUAUCCAGAGAUAUUGCAAUGUUCAACGAGCUUUUUAUCUUUUAUAAGUUCGAGGCUCUCUCUUUUAAUGUUUCUACUGAAGUAUUAGAGGCUGAAUAUAAAACAUUUAGAGAAAUGGACCAAAACAUAAAGAAGUUCAUGAGAACCAAAAUUUCCACAUUUAUUGAGCAACUGGCAAACGGCUGUGAAGUUUCUAACUGCAGAAUGAUUGAAGAAACCGUGUUUUCUAAAUUGCUAUGUUCUUUUAAUACCCAGUUGAUGAAGAAUUUUGUAAGCCAAGCUGAGAGCCUUAAACUUCCCCUUUCGUAUUUAAAAGAAUUAUCAAAAUUUAAUAUAUCUCAUUNAACCCUCAAUCUUGAAGGUAGUUUUAAAGACUAUAUUGAUUCAUUUGAUGAGAAACAGAUGAGGAUAUCGAUUGAAAAAAUAAAAAUGGAUAUUGAAAUAUCCAAAUUUCUAUCUGAAGAAAGACCAAGACUUACUGAUUUAAUCAAAAUUUCCACUGUUGGAUCACAUUCCUAUGUUUCUAAUAUUUCAGAACUGUCAUCUAUUUUGAAUGCCCAAAGAUCCAUGCUUGAUCUGACAGUUAAAUUCAACAAAUUUAAUCUUUACAAAAGUGAGCUUGAUCAAGUUGAUGAUCUCAUCAAAAUAGAGCAGGAAUGCUUUGAUAUUCUGUGUAGUGUUCAAGACAAAGUUUUUGAGCUUGGAAUGAUAUUAUCUAAAGAAGGCACCAACUUGUUAGACCUUGAAUUAUUGAAAUAUAAUCGUAGUAAGGUUGACUUUGAAAAUCUCAUAUCCAGAUCCAGCAUGUCGAGUAGUACUGAUGUUUUAAACAAACUUAAAAAUAUAAGGUUUGAACUGGACAGUAUAAGCAACGGAAUUAAUGUAGCAAUUGAUGUUCUCAGACACAAAUGUAAUAGACUGUAUUUCAUUCCGAAUACAGAUCUUGUAAGGAGCAUGAGCAGCACAAAGGGAAUAUGUUGGCUACUUACAAGUAUAUUUAAUAUUAACGAGAUUAUAACAGAGGACGAAUGUAUUAUUGGCAUUUCAAGUGGAGUGGGAAAGAAAAAAGAGAAAGUAAGCCUUGUGUCCAAGAUUAAUUUGAAUGACAAUUUGGAAAAUAUUGUUAAUGGGUUUGAAAGAUCCCUGAAGCAAACAUUGAAGAGUACUUUUCUAAACAAAAUAGGCCAUGCCAAGCAAUCAGAAUCUGGCAAUGAUUUUAUCAAUCAGAGUAUUUCAAUUGUUGAUGAAUUAGUGUGUGAGUAUAACUAUUUCAAUGGAAAAUCAAAGGAAAAGUCUUAUAGAGCAGAAAGGAUAGAGGCUUAUUCGGAAAAAUUUCCUGAUUUAAUGAAAACAAUACAAAAAUAUACUAUAAGCUCUGAAAACAUGCCCUUAGACAAAAACAGCAAGGAUAUAUUGGAUAUCAUUUUGAAAGUCGAUGACCUGGAGUACUCGUUUGAAUACUAUCCUCCAACCGACUUUAUUUUCACCUACUUAACGGCUAAGAUUUUUACUGCUAUUUCUCUUUCUAAAGAUGAGUCAGGUGUUAUUUUCUAUGGCCCAUCCGGUACGGGAAAGACUGAGAGUGUCAAGUAUUAUUGCAGAAGUGUUGGAAAACCCCUCUUUGUCUUCUGCUGCAAUGAGAACUGUGAUUUUGAAUCUCUUAGGAACAUUAUUAUUGGCUGCGAGCUAACUGGCAGCUAUAUCUGUUUCGAUGAGUUUAAUAGAUUGAAGAAGGAUGUUAUGUCAUCAAUAACAGAGCUGCUGUAUGAAAAAAAAGGGGUGGUAAAGGUAUUUUUAACUAUGAAUUUAGGAUAUAAGGGAAGGUCAGAACUACCCAAAACUCUAAAGAGUAUAUUUGGGGAAGUAUCGGUUCAUGCACCUGAUAUUAUGGACAUUAUUUACUUCUAUACAGGUAAUUAUAAAAUGUAUGAGCUAAUCAGCUGUCUCGACAGGGAAUGUAGUCCAGAAGAUUUUUAUGACUUUGGACUGAGGGCAAUCAAAUUCAUUUUUAAUCAGAUGGAAUAUCCUGAUUUAGACGAUAGAGCUAGUACAAAUAAGACAGACAUUAAUGCUUUUCUGUUAAAUGCAAUAUACUUUUACAUGGCUAUUUUCAAAAAUAAAGAUAGACAACGCCUGACACUGAAAGUUCAUGAAAUAUUUAAUGUUAAAAUCAGCGAAUUGAAGAUUGACCUCUCUCAUGAAAAUAUCUUCAGAAGAGCACUUAGUCUGAGGAAUGGGAUUGUUGUAUUCGGAAAGAAAGGAAAAUCACGUCUUAUAAACACAAUGAUAGCUUUAGAAUCUAAUUCUGUAGACAAGAGUGAGUUCAAACCUGUGAGGAGAAUGUUUAAGUACAAUCCUAUGAAUUUAUUAGAAGUCAAUGACUCAAUCUUUGGUUCUGUAAAUAAAGUUACCAAAGAGUGGGAGGAUAGUGUAUUUUUAAAGGAUUUAAGAAAUUCACUACUCAGUGCAGGAGAGACAUGGUUCAUUUUUGAUGGACUCUUAAAAUCUGAAUGGAUUGAGGAUUUUAAUAGCGUGCUUGAUGAUAAUAGGCUUUUGUGCUUAGUAACAGGUGAAAGAAUCAAGAUACCAUUCUGCUUUAAGUUUAUCUUUGAGACAGACAGUAUUGAGGAGGCAACGCCAGCAACACUUACGCGACUAUUUAUGAUUAAUGUAGAUUCUAUUGAUAGCCAUGAUGCUUGUUGCGUUAGUGCAUGUGAUGAUGCCAACCAUGAUAGUAUUAAUGCUAUUAACAGUGGCAAUCAAGAGAUGUGUGAUUCUUUGGAUGAGUGCCAGGCUAAGGCUUUGUUUAAUAUUUGGAAAUAUCUUGCAAGUAAUAGAGUCGUUUUCUUAAUUGGAAAUCCGGGUAUUGGUAAAAAGACAAUAUUUAAAGCAUUGACUAAUGCAAACGGCAGCAAUGUCUGUAGCGACAUUCUGUACUGUGAUUCUUUGCUUAAUGAUAAACAGUUGAGCAAUCUCAAGGAUAAAGAAUUAAUAUUUUUGGAAUCUUUUGAGCAGGCAAAUAUCAAAUUGAAGGAACAAGUUAGGGAAUUUUGGGAAUAUGGAGAGAUUGCUGGCAUCAAACUGUCUAAUUUAAAGAUUAUUUGUGGGAUAAAUUCAGAAAAGAUGGAAUUCGAAAAUAGACUAACAAGAAUUAGAAGAGUACAUAUUGAAGGAUUGAAAGAUAUUGAGAAAAUUAUCAGAAGAAAGAUAAGCGAAAUAAGCCUAAACAUCGACAGCACACAUGAGGAUAAGGAAAAUGCGCACAUUGAUGUAAUCAAUGUGGUAGGUAAUCUUCUGAAAUUUAUGUACGAGGCUUUCAAUCCUGAUUUAUUUAGCUUGUCAAAAGCAAUGCUAUUUAUAAAACUAGCAGACUUUAGCUUUAUGUUUAGUAACCCAAAGAUAGUGCCCAACUAUCUUUAUUUCCUCUGUGAACUGAUAUUCAUGAAAAGCGACAAUGUUGAUUUAAACAAUGCAAGUAGGAUUCUAAGAAGGUUUAUUCAGGAUACUUUUAAUGUGAAGACAAGCACAUUAAAGUUCAAUGCAAAUAAUAGCUUUAGCAUUGAAGUGGAAGAGAAUGACCAGUUUAUACGUUGUGAAUCGUAUCUUAGUUAUCUUUUAUAUAGGAAGUGUAAUGUUGUUGUGAGGGGGCCUAGGCUUAGUGGCAAAAGGUACUUGGUUAAGAAAUGCCUCAAGAAAAGUAGCAAGGACAAUAACAAUAUUUAUAAGGUAUUCGCUUGGAACGAGCACAAGAAAAUAAGGGAACUCAAUAACACACUUGACUCGAACUUCCGUUAUAUUUUCAUUUUGCUAAAUGAAAGCAGAGGAAUCAGUGCAAAAUUCCUAGAUGAAAAUACCUUUGAAAUCAAUCUGAAUGGUAUUUCUACUAAGCUAGAUUUAGAAAGACUCAUAAGCGGAGAUACUUUGAGCAAGUCUAUACACACCUCCAAUAUUAAUAAGAAUAGCACAAGUAUCGGUUCUUUCGGCACCAUCGAUCCAAUGGACACAAAACCUGUUUCUAUUGAAAAAUCUUAUGACCAGUACUUGAAAAAGCGUGCUUCAAAUUAUAUCGUAGAAUUCCCUAAUUUGUUCAAACUGGCUAGUUUCUAUUUUGUAUUUAAUUUUAUUAGGAAAAUAUAUUGCAGGGAAUUUGAGGAUAGAAGAAAAUUUCUAAAGAGAGGCAUUGAAAGAAUAGAGCAAUUUACUAAAGAUGCAAGUGAUUUAAGAAAGUCAAUAGAAAAGCAGAAAGAGGCUCUUAGAAUAAAGCAGGAACAGCUAGACGAGUAUAUAGCCCUUCUUUCAAAGGAAAGAGAAGAAUGUGGAAGGGAACAAGAGGACAUUAAAAACAGACAGGACGAGAUUAGCAAAGAAGUAGCAUUAUGCGAAGAAAAGAAAGAAAAGGUAAAAAGCAAAACUGUCUGUUGUAGAAGAAAUGCUAAGUGA
Messenger RNA from Vittaforma corneae ATCC 50505, 7620 nucleotides. RefSeq lists its product as uncharacterized. The record is from RefSeq and is a predicted model, not a curated record. Gene Ontology annotation, cellular component: dynein complex. The coding region runs from base 1 to 7620 and encodes 2539 amino acids. NCBI's taxonomy places the organism in Eukaryota, Fungi, Microsporidia, Nosematidae. Gene Ontology annotation, biological process: microtubule-based movement. Gene Ontology annotation, molecular function: dynein intermediate chain binding; ATP binding; dynein light intermediate chain binding. The transcript has a single exon.